GAUAAGUAUCUGGUAGUACAUAUACAUGUAUACUUUAACUUAUUGAGCCUGUAAGAAUCUUUGGUAUAUGUGAAAAUCAAUAGUAAUGAUGUUGCUUUUCAGCUACAUGUUCGUGACAUUGUGUCGGCUUUGACUCGGAUAACGAUUGGUAUUUCGGGACAUGUUGCUGUUCAUCUCUUACUUUAUUUUGUGGCUUCUGGAUGGAACUAAAGCAGAAACUGACCUGGCACUGGGCAAGCCGGCCAGUUCCAGUUCGCACAUCAACCAUCCACCACAAGCGGUAAACGAUGGGAAUACUGCCACAAAUUGGAGCAGUAGCAGCUGUUUCGCAGUUCAGUUAUCAGACUACGACCCCUGGUGGCAAGUGGACCUACAGGUCAAGGUCAAAGUAACCAAGGUCAAGGUCACAGCUAGAAGUGACUGCUGCCCUGAAAGACUUCAUGAUUUUUCGAUUGACGUGUACCAAGAACAACCUUCCAACCAACACUCUGCCCCCAAAUUAUGCUACUUCUACUCCGGUAGCGUGUCACGCCCAGGGGAGACUGUUACCGUUACCUGCUCAAGACCUGUCACUGGUCGCUUUGUCAGGAUCAGCGGUAAAAACAAAUUAAAUCAUCAAGACCUGCUCCAAUUUUGCGACGCACAGGUGUUCGGAGAGGCAAUAUCUACACAUUUCGAUUCAUGCGCAUCCCUCGUUCAAUAUAAACAACAACAUUCCACCAAGACUCCACUGAAGACCAUCAGCGAAGGAAUCGACAAUACCGCAGAUUGUGCUGCUGCAUGUGAACGCUCGGAGUCCUGCACGGGCUUCAGCAUCAGACACCUACCGGCCACAGUGUGUGAACUGCUUCAAGGGGAGAUAAGUCCCUCUCUUCAGGCUGACGUCUAAUGGGACAGUUACGUGUAUCAAGGAUGCUUCAGUGUGUGCGAAUAAAACUCGAAACUCCUUUGCUGAGUCAGGAUUCAUAACAACCUAUCAAGAAUAAUAUUCACGCCAAUAACUCGCGAACGGUAACCGUGAGUUUCUGCUGACUGGUUCAAAGCUGACCAAUGGCAGUGUCCGUAGACCGGGGCUGCAAUUGCAAGUUUUCUUUGUGACAGCACUCCAGUAAGCGCGUGCAAGUGUACUGGUACAAACUAAUAGUAUUGUAGUGGUUUUUUGAACAGAGGGAAGUGACGUCAUUUAUAACAUGUGGUUAUGACUUUAAUGAUAAACUGAAAAGGUAGUCAAGAGGCCUACAUCAUUCUGUGUUAGUUGUAGUGCACUGGGCAUGCUUUGAGGACGGUUUACGUUCGGGUUAAAUAUCUUCUCCAUAUUAUUUUAGUUACGUCUGCGGUUAUCGUAAACCACGCUAGGCAAUGUGAACGUCGCACGUCUACUGACAAUGUAAGUUUAGAACAGUAAAUCCAGAUUAAGUUGACUGCUCACGCGACAUUCCACGGAUGGAUUGUCGGAUUUGUUUAAUAGACUUAGUGACCACUGCCAUGUCGCUGUUUAAUUGUGAAUCGAGCCGAGACCUUAAAAAAGGUCCAGCGCAAUGUUUCCACCAGUGAUGAAGCAACAGCAAACCAAGUAACGGGAUGCUACGGAGUAGUUUGCUGUAGGGGACUGUACGAGGCGAUGAAAACUGACAUGCAUCAUGACGUCGGUUACCAAAUGUACGUUUAUUUACAAGAGGGCUGACGAAAAGUGACGUCAGUUCAGUGUGACGUAAUGCAU
Haliotis rubra (blacklip abalone) is the source of this 1720-nucleotide messenger RNA. RefSeq names its product fucolectin-1-like. NCBI's taxonomy places the organism in Eukaryota, Metazoa, Mollusca, Gastropoda, Lepetellida, Haliotidae. The coding region runs from base 161 to 889 and encodes 242 amino acids. The record is from RefSeq and is a predicted model, not a curated record. The transcript has 4 exons.